UAAUAUUUUAAAGAGCAACAUGCAGCACGUGGCCAAAUGGAAGCUCACUUAAUUCACUUAAAUCUGUUUGAGUCGAAUUUUUUUAUUUUUUUAAUAAUUACUUUGUUAUCACUAUUAUUAUUAUAAAUAAUGGCUAAAUUACAUUCAUAUUAUACGUUAUGUCCACUAAUAGACCAACAAUCUUUAUUAGGAGUUGAAAAAGAUUCGGAUUCAGGAUGUGCUAUAAUUACAUUAGGGCGAAAUAUUGCAAUUCGUUAUAAGCUUCAUGAUUCAAAACAAGUAAGUAGUUGGUCUAGCAAAAAACGUUUUACGUCUCAAGUAAUAUAUGAUGAAAAAAGUAAUCGUUAUGCCGCAAUAUUUAACGAAAAAUACAUUGAAAUUUGGGAUAAAAAUGAAGUUGACUUGGAUAAAUUAAAAAAACAUAAAUUCAGCGAUUCAUUUUAUGCAAUUAUUACAUUAGAAAAUAAUUCAUCGGUGUUAGUAAAAGAAAAUGGAGCUACAGCAUCAUUAAAUUGGGCAUUGGAUAAUCGUAACACUUGGUCUUCAAAUAAAGGAUUUUUAAAACCUAGUGAAAAAUUUAUCGAUUGUAAAUUGAUCAAAGUUAAUAAUAAAACAUAUUUAUGUGCUUUAACUAAAAUAGGUAUAAAAUUAAAUUAUAUCGUGGUGGAGCUUAAAGAUGAAACUUAUUUAGAAAAUAAUAAUCAAACAAUAACAAGGAUUGAAUUAAAACGAAAAUCUGAACGGCUUGUUGGUCAUGUUAUACGUCAAGAUAAAAAUAAUGCAUAUCUUUUAACUCUAUGGUCACAUGGUCGACUUUAUAGUUAUCCAUUAACGUGUUCAUCAUCAGAACCAGCACCUGGAACAUUAAUAAGUGUUUUUUCGUUUAUAAGUACUAAUCAUCCAGUUGCAAUGAUAUCUUUAAAUGAAGCUACAAUUGCUGUAUAUGGUGCUGAUGCUAAUGAAGAAGGUGCUAUAUUAUCAAUAUACAAUAUUGAAUUUAAGCUUGUAGAAGCAACUCAAAAACUAAAACUUUAUACUAAAGACGCAAAACUUUGGCGUAUUGAUGAUAAAUUAUUACUUGCGGCCAAUCGUCAUCUAGCUGUUGCUCCAUUUAAAUUAGCAUCACAAAAAAUGGAUACAAUGCUUGGUUCAUCAUUGAGGUUUAAUAAUAAUAAUAAUAAUAAUAAUAAUAAAGUUUCAAAGUCAAUAGAUAAUGAUAAUGAUAUUAUUGAGAUACGAGAAACAGUAAUUGUCAAUUGGGAUAAUUCACCUACUAAUAAUCUUUCUGUAUUGUCAAAUAAAUUAUUGACAGUAAAUAAAGGUUUAUCAUCAGAUAAUAUCAUUAAACAAAUAAAUAGUUUGUUAAAUGAAGGAGCUAGUGAUGCAGCUAUACAUCAAACUCUUAUGCCUCAACUUAUUGAAUCAAAUGAUAUUAAAUCUAUAUUGUGGUGUAUUAAUAAUUUUAAAGAUUUGCCAGAAAAAAUAUUAGUUGAUUUAUUGGCAUUUGGACUUAGAACAAAUGAUGAAACAUUUUCACAAACUAUUCAAAAUAAAACAUCAACUUUUGAUAAUGAAUCACCUAUAAUAACGAGAUAUAAAUUUUUGGAUACAAUAUUUAAACAAACAUUUUCUGAUUUAUCAUUACUAGCAUGUAUUAAAUCUACAUUAACUUUUAAUGAGAUUCUUACAAUAAUCAAUUAUAUUAUUGAAAAAUUAAAUUUUUAUAAAAAUAGUAAUGAUAAUUUAAUUGAUAAACAAAGCGAUAAACAUCUUUAUGAAUGGGUUAGCCUAUUACUUGAUUCACACUAUCAACAUUAUUUAUUGUCUCAGGAUACUCAAGUUAUUGUUAUUCUUAAAAAAUUACAUCUUAUUCUAGACGAUCAUUUUAAAAUAUUUAAAGAUAUACAAGAUCUCAGACCAAUGCUACAACGUAUUAUCAACGGAAAAUCUUUAAAACCCUCUCGUAAAGAUUUUAAUAAAUUUUAUUCCAUUGAACAAAUUAAAUUGUAUUAACUAAUUAAUUAAUUAAAUAAAUAAAUAAAUAAAUGAAUAUAAUUAAUGAUUAAUAUUUUAUUAUUAUGUACACA
This is a messenger RNA of Microplitis demolitor, 2087 nucleotides long. RefSeq lists its product as uncharacterized. Bases 130 to 2013 code for a protein of 627 amino acids. Lineage: Eukaryota; Metazoa; Arthropoda; Insecta; Hymenoptera; Braconidae. Gene Ontology annotation, molecular function: RNA binding. Gene Ontology annotation, biological process: maturation of SSU-rRNA. Gene Ontology annotation, cellular component: nucleolus; nucleus. The transcript has 4 exons. The record is from RefSeq and is a predicted model, not a curated record.